Microplitis mediator is the source of this 2159-nucleotide messenger RNA. RefSeq names its product cyclin-K-like. Lineage: Eukaryota; Metazoa; Arthropoda; Insecta; Hymenoptera; Braconidae. The record is from RefSeq and is a predicted model, not a curated record. Gene Ontology annotation, molecular function: cyclin-dependent protein serine/threonine kinase activator activity. Gene Ontology annotation, cellular component: cyclin/CDK positive transcription elongation factor complex; nucleus. Bases 777 to 2048 code for a protein of 423 amino acids. The transcript is spliced from 7 exons. Gene Ontology annotation, biological process: positive regulation of DNA-templated transcription, elongation; regulation of transcription by RNA polymerase II.
AUAAAAGAGGAGCAAUUGUAGAUUCUGAGAGAGCUUUUAAGGAGCAAUUAAUUGAGGUAUCAUUUGGUUCCAUAAAAAAAUACUCGCCGCUAACUUUUUUGUGGUGUCAAAUUAACAAUAAAUUGACAUAAAAUUUGCCUAAAGUUGUUGACACCUUUUUUCUAGUCAACUUUUGAAGUAAAUUUGCAUUCUAAUUCGGGUAGUAAAUUUACGUCAAAUUGAAUAGCAAGUUGCACAUAAAUUGUCGUACAAAACAGAAAAGCCCGAAGUUGACGGAAAUUUUUGUAAAGUAAACUUUUGUUGAAGCAAACUGUGCUAUUAGCCUAAGUUAGCCGAAAAUGUUUCACUACAGAACUUGCUGAGCAAAGUGUGGCUAUCAGGGAUAGCGUUUGAUUGCGUGUCACUGCUGCCUAUAGUUUGAAUUUUGAUUACUAGAUGUCAGUAAAUGAUUGAUAAACGAUUCACUUAUACUCACACAACUGCUACUAUCUGACAGCAGUAAGUGGCACGUGGCCCUAUCGAGACGAUAGCCAAAAAGGAGCAAAAAAAAAAAACUGCUACUAUUCAGUUCACAAAAGUUGAUGACAAAAAAAAUGUUGAACUGAACUUAACGUGUCACGUGUAUUUGUUAUUGUAAGGUUAUGGAUUAUGGAGUUUUAAUAGAUAACUAUACUUAUUAAUUAAUUACAUGAUAACAUUAAUAAUAGAGUUUUCAAUCGAUCAAUACUAAAAGUAAUAAUAAUUGUAUUAAAUUGAAAUUAAUAAAACAAAAAAAAAUGCCUUGUUGGUAUUAUAAUAAAAAUGAGUUGAAACAAACUCCAUCAAUAAUAAACGAUUCAAUAGAUUAUGACACAGAAUGUAGGUACAGACAAGAAGGUGUUAGAUUUAUUGUUAAUUUGGGUACCAGUUUGAAUUUAAUAUUCAACAAUACUAUUGCCACUGGUGUAAUUUAUUUUCAUCGUUUUUACAUGAAACAUUCGUUUAAACAAUUUCCUCGUUACAUAACGGCGUGUGCCUGUUUAUUUUUGGCUGGCAAAGUUGAAGAAACUCCUAAAAAAUGUCGAGAUAUUAUUGAAACAGCUAAAGCAUUAUUGACUGAACAGAAAUUUUCGUCUAUUUUCGGCAAAGAUCCAAAGGAAAAAAUAAUGACACUUGAAAAAAUUUUAUUACAAACAAUAAAAUUUGAUUUACAAGUUGAACAUCCCUAUAGUUAUUUAUUAAAAUAUGUCAAGUGUUUAAAAGGCGAUAAGAGUAAAUUACAAAAAAAAUUGCAAAUGGCAUGGAAUUUUGUUAAUGACAGUUUAAGUACCACUUUAUCAUUACAAUGGGAACCAGAGAUAAUAGCUGUUGCUGUGAUGUAUUUAGCUGGUAAAUUAAAUAAAUUUAAAGUUAUUGAUUGGGAUGGUAGACAACCCAAUCAUUUAAGAUGGUGGGAUAUGUUUGUUGAAGAUAUUACCUUAGAAUUACUUGAAGAUAUUUGUCAUCAAGUACUGGACACAUACAACGUAGACAAAAAUGCAUUACAAAAAAAUUCACAAUCAAUAACUCCUAAUCCAUUAACGGAACCACAAUUACCAUCAACAUCUACUGAAUCAGUUUCUAAUAUAUUAAAUAUAGAGACAUCAUCAGAAGCUCAGCGACCUGAGUUACAACCAAACGAUUGUUCAGAACCACAGCCAUCUGUCCAACCAGUUCAAUUAAUUCAACAACCACAACCAGCAACUAGUGUUACUGUGUUACCGACUUACACAGCCUACUCACAAACGUAUUCAGGACCAAGAUCAGGACCAGCAUCACUUCCAGUACCAGUACCAGCGCCACCAAUUUCUUAUUCAAGUGUAUAUCCACCAGCAAAUAUGUCUGUACCACCACCAGUUAAUCCAGUAAAUUCCAUGAAUCCUAUGAUACCAAUGCAUCUAGUCCAACCAGACUAUUCAAUUCCUCCUCCACCAGUUCCUUCUCCAUAUCAGUAUGCUUACCCGAACCCAAUGUAUUAUUCUGCUCAUAAUCCACCACCAACGAAUCGUCCGUACCAACCAUCAUCAUAAAUGAUAUUAUUUUUAUUGAUAUCUUUUGUAAUAAUGACAAUAAUAAAUAAUUAUUAGUAUUUCAUGAUGUAACUAAAAAAUUUUCUAUUAGUAAUAAAGUAAUUACAAUUC